Messenger RNA from Ornithodoros turicata, 1827 nucleotides. RefSeq names its product solute carrier family 22 member 3-like. Gene Ontology annotation, molecular function: transmembrane transporter activity. Bases 140 to 1753 code for a protein of 537 amino acids. Lineage: Eukaryota; Metazoa; Arthropoda; Arachnida; Ixodida; Argasidae. The record is from RefSeq and is a predicted model, not a curated record. Gene Ontology annotation, biological process: transmembrane transport. Gene Ontology annotation, cellular component: membrane. The transcript is spliced from 10 exons.
UACUGAGACGUUACAGUGCGCGGGUUCCCCUUCAUCGAGUCCAUCGCCGUUAUUUGAGAGGGAGUUAAGGGCUGUCUAUGGCAUUUCCGGUCCAUUUCAACAGCACAUCUUUCGUUUUACGUCCCUGGUAUAUUUUGUGAUGUCGCUUCAUACUCUAGUGGAGAGACCUUUACUCUCUGACAUGGACUAUUGGUGCGUGGAGGCAGGGUCUGUUAACGUGUCGGAAGAAGAAUGGAAGAACAUGAGCCUCCAGGCUCAUGGAUCAAGGAAUAGAUGUCACAUAGUAGUCGCAAAUGGAACCGUAGUGCACUGCAGCCAGUGGGUGUUCAAGAAGAAGAACUCCUUACGGGCUGCGUUCCAACUGGUGUGCGAGAGAGAUUGGGCGGCAAAACUCAUCGACGCAGUUUUCUUCGCUGGCUGCCUUACCUCGGAUACAGUCAUGGCGAAGACAGCGGAUGUAUAUGGUCGCUAUCCAGUCGUUUCCAUCUGUGCCUUCGCCUUGGUAUUUGGAGAUCUGGCCUUCUUCUUCGUGGACGACCUGACCUCCUUCCUGAUAUGUCGCUUCACCGUCGGCUUCGCUUUGGAAAGUGUCUGCAACACUGGAACCAUUCUAUUAUGCGAAGUUGCGGACAGAAAAGAUCGGUCCCUCAUGAUAUUGGCCUGCUUUCUCUCAUGGGGCAUCGGAUAUCUUGCCAUGUGGCCGAUUGCAGCUCUCAUUGACAGCUGGAAACUCGUACACAUCAUCAUAAUGCUACCGACCAUGCUCCUCGUCCUUGGAACCUUCUGUAUUGACGAAUCGCCGAGGUUCCUGGUCGCCAUGAGCGCCGUGGAGGAUGCAGAGACUGUCAUACAACGAGCUGCUAAGAAAAACCAAGUGAAAUUAGACACCAACAGCCCAAGGUGGAAUAAGACGAUGGACCGCAUUGCUAAGGAACUGAAACUACGUCCGCAGCCACCGCUCACUUCUAUCCUCCUCGACAGGAAAAACACAAAGUUCUUAUUCGCGUUACUCUGCAUCAACUUCACGUGGUGCGUGUCAACAUUUAUGUAUUACACCAUGACGGUGAUGAGCGUCAGGGAAUACAAAGGACAAAUAUCCAUCAGCCUCGGGGAAGCAGAAGGAUCUGCUCUAGAGUUGCUGGCUUUUGUGCUCGCAAUAAUGAGCAUGAACCGAUUCGGACGCCGUAAACCAAUUGCUGCUGCCCUGAUCAAUGGGGGACUCCUGGCAUACCCAGCGUUUGUUCUACACCAGUGGUUCCACUUUCCACAGGUCUCCAUUCUGGCGCUGGGAAUCUCUAAGGUUUUCAUAACCACUGCUAAUAACAUCCUACGUAUGCAAACAUUGGAACUGAUUCCAACGGUGGUGCGCAGUCGAGUGUAUAACAUGUGUGCAUUCUGCGGCCGCCUGGGAGCGAUUCUAGCUAUAUUUAACGACGAAGUGGCUUACUUGUCGUCGAUAUCGGGAGGUCUUCUUCCCAUGUUUUCUCUGCUCUGCAUAAUUGGAGGCAUCAUGCAGCUCCGCCUCCCGGAAACGCUGCAUAGAGCUCUUCCUGACCAUUUUUCCGACAUCGAAGAUAUAUUUGGGCCUUUCAAGACUUCAGUGCAAGCUCUUUCUCCGCGCCGUGCAUCCUUGGAACUUCAACGUCUGCGAAGCUUGGAGCGGCGAACUGGAACUACGUUGACCUCAAUAGCUUCGAAUGAUAUGGAUCAGAGUGCACAGAAGAAAUCCAACAUUGACAGCUCACUGCGCUGAGUGCGGCUGGAGUGCGCUGUGAAAUGUAGUUUAAUAGUUUUAGUCCUCUGAUUGAAAUACACGUUCUUGUAGCA